Molecule: messenger RNA, 1230 nt
Organism: Ailuropoda melanoleuca (giant panda)
Lineage: Eukaryota; Metazoa; Chordata; Mammalia; Carnivora; Ursidae
Gene: MCUB
Product: mitochondrial calcium uniporter dominant negative subunit beta
Exons: 11
Coding region: 16-1215 (399 amino acids)
Biological process (GO): calcium import into the mitochondrion; mitochondrial calcium ion homeostasis
Cellular component (GO): uniplex complex
Molecular function (GO): calcium channel inhibitor activity
Source: RefSeq, a predicted model, not a curated record
AGGUCCUCACAGGCUAUGGGGGGGCCCUUUGAGUCUCACUCCAACAGAAGGGCAAAGGCUUUGAAGGGCUUUGAAAAGAGGAGCAAUCGUGACCCGCGCCUCCCCGGAGUCCAGCGGGCCUGCAGGUGGCCCUGCAGAGUGCAGCAAGAUGCUUCGGGCUCAUUUUGUCCUUCCUGUGUCCCAGCCGUGGAAUUAGCCAUUUCUCUAAGGAACCCUGGUUCCCUUUGGACGGCGGUGAAACUGCAGAACCCAGACACUGAAAGGCUGAAGAAAAUCUCACAGAAAAUCCUAAAUUUACAGAAGGUUUUGCAGGUGAAGUGUGGAAACCUAAAAUACUAUCAGUCACAUCUCUAUAGUACAGUGGUGCCCCCUGAUGAAAUAACAGUUAAUUAUAGACAUGGCCUUCCCUUGAUAACACUUACUUUGCCAUCCAGAAAAGAGCGCUGUCAAUUUGUGGUCAAACCAAUGUCUUCAACAGUUGGUUCAUUCCUUCAGGACCUACAAAGUGAAGAUAAAGGUGUCAAAACUGCGGCCAUCUUCACGGCAGAUGGCAGUGAAAUACCAGCUUCAACCUUGAUGGAAAUUUUGCUAAUGAAUGAUUUUAAGCUUGUCAUUAACAAAAUAAUGUAUGAUGUACAGUGCCCCAGAAAAGAAAAACUGAGUAUGGAGCAUGCUGUGGAGAUGGACAGUGUGAGAUCCUUGGUUCACAGACUCUUCACAGCUUUGCACUUAGAAGAGUUUCAGAAAAAGAGAGAGCACCACUUACUGGAGAGAAUUGACCACCUGAAGGGACAGCUGCAGCCUCUCGAACAGAUAAAAGCUGGCAUCGAAGCUCGCUCAGAAGCCAAGACGAGCGGACUUCUGUGGGCCGGGUUGGCGCUGCUGUCCGUUCAGGGCGGGGCGCUGGCCUGGCUCACUUGGUGGGUGUAUUCCUGGGACAUUAUGGAGCCAGUGACAUACUUCAUCACAUUUGCAAAUUCCAUGGUCUUCUUUGCAUACUUUAUUGUCACUCGACAGGAUUAUACUUACUCAGCUGUUAAGAGUAGGCAGUUUCUUCACUUCUUCCAUAAGAAAUCCAAGAGACAACAUUUUGAUGUGGUGCGGUAUAACAAGUUGAAAGAAGACCUUGCUAAGGCUACGGAGUCCCUGAAACAGGUAACCAGAGUUGUGUCAUCUUUGCCUAGAGCGCCAGGCAGUGCCCAUGAGGUGAACUGAGGGGCAGUUGUGUAG